ACCUGCAUAAAGCUUGGAAGCUGCACUUUCCAACUCAUUUUGAAAACAAAUGUUGUCCCGCUUGGUUGUCCCUCUAACUCUCUCGGCAGAGCACGCAGCACGCCCACAAACAAACACAGCGCGCUGGCUUGAAAGAUCAUUAAAUUUUCGUUCUCAGGAAUAAGUUGGGAUUAUGACCUAUUGAACCUCACGAGACCACCGUGAUCUGAUGCUGCUUUAUUCAGAACGUGACGCAUGUUACACGUGUUAUUUAUUGAAGUUUGGAAAGAGUUAACUAAGACUGCGAUUAUUUUGGGCAAAAUAUAUAUAAAAGUUCUUAAUAUUUCAGAUCAAAACUCAGCCGAGCUGGACAUCCUGAGGUUACAGUCAACUCUUUGAAGAAUAAACGAAGAGGCCAGGAGAAGCCUGCUGCUAACGUGAAAAAGCCCAGGAAGGCAGAAGUUAAUUUCUGUCCAAGCAUGCCCAGUGGUGAAAAAAGAGAGAGUAUGGAGGCAAAAAGAGUGGCUUUACUGACAGAAGUAAAAAAGAAGAAAAAAUAUGAGGCUGAGAUCAAGAAAAUGAUGCAGCAUACUUUUUCAAGGAGGCAGGAGGUUCUUCAGGAGCCAGCAAUUGCAGAGUUUGUAGACAGAUGGCCGGCACUUUUUGACAUCUGUGAGAUCAACUUUGAAUUUAUGCGACUGACAACUGUACCUCUGACCUCCAAAUUCCUUGGAGAACUGGACUGUCACUCUGGCAAACUGAUAGAGAUUUUUAAUGCCAAAGGUGGUGCUGCAGGAAGAAAGAUCAGCGCCAUAAUGGCCCAGAUGAAUAAUAAUGAAGAUGUCAAUGUGAGGCGAGAUUGUGUGAUGAGCUGUCUGAGCAUCUAUCUCAAUGAAGACCUGGACACACUUGUUAAAGAAUAUGUGGUAAAUGGUGGUAGAGCUGUCACUCUGAGGGAAUUAAAUCCGCUUGGUCCAGAGGAACCUGAAGAUGAAGUUGUCCGGGUUCUGGCACCCACAUGCCCCUUCUCCGCCAGAAACAACAAUCCUCGCCAAAACAACAAGGAUGCAUGUUCUGGACUGUCUGCUUACGAACUCAAGCGCCUUGAGAACAUCGCGCAAAAGGAAGCCUUUUUGUCGUCUCUGAAGAUAUGGCAAGUAGUGGAGGAUCUGAGGCAGUCAGUGAAGCCAAAGCCCAAUGCCAAAAGGUUAACGGCUUCAUUGGAAGAAAAAUCUCUGCAGUCUCCCCGGAAAUCCCUCCGUUCUAAAACAGAAAACCUCACCCCAAGUGAAGGGUUGACCCAUAAUCAAGACAUUGAAUCCAGAGAGGCAGAGGAAGACAUGGCAGGAAAGACCAUGGGCAUCUACAAAGUACAAUCAGAGGAUCAUGGUCAAGGUGAUGGACGCUUCACUGAUGUCCGUGUUGUGCUGGAAGGUGUGGAGGUUCUCCACAACCUGCAGAGUGUCACUCAUGCAUGCGUUAUGUUAUAUGGCCUGAUCUACGCGCUCAAUUUGAACUACCCUAAAAGCCUGAAGUGUACAUUUGAGGUGUACCAAAAAAUCCUGAUGGACCUGGACUCAACCAAGCUUUCCCCGAAAGUACAGACACUGGACUGAAAAUGGAUCUCGGAGUACAGUUUUAUUUUUUAUUUAUUUAUUUUUUAGGGUGUCCAAGCAGUCAUGUGAUGUUCGAGUGUGGCUGUGUAAGUGGGUUCAUAUGGAUGGUUUCCUAAAUGUUGGCUGAUGUUAACUUGGCUCAAUCCAGAGUUUUGUAUCAGACAAAUAUAAAUAAAUCUGGAAUUUUCCAGUUGGUCUAUUUCAA
Danio aesculapii is the source of this 1800-nucleotide messenger RNA. RefSeq lists its product as uncharacterized. The transcript is spliced from 9 exons. The record is from RefSeq and is a predicted model, not a curated record. The coding region runs from base 459 to 1595 and encodes 378 amino acids. NCBI's taxonomy places the organism in Eukaryota, Metazoa, Chordata, Actinopteri, Cypriniformes, Danionidae.